Molecule: messenger RNA, 1476 nt
Organism: Penicillium macrosclerotiorum
Lineage: Eukaryota; Fungi; Ascomycota; Eurotiomycetes; Eurotiales; Aspergillaceae
Exons: 2
Coding region: 1-1476 (491 amino acids)
Biological process (GO): plasma membrane lactate transport
Cellular component (GO): plasma membrane
Molecular function (GO): secondary active monocarboxylate transmembrane transporter activity
Source: RefSeq, a predicted model, not a curated record
AUGAAGAGCCCUCUUAACACAAAGAUUCAAGACGAAGAACAGUCGAUCAAGACUGAAGUCUAUGAUCAUCAUGAAAAUUACACGGAACAGCCCUUCUCUUUCCGAAGUUAUGUAGCGACCAGAUUUACCUCGCUCAAGCCACCUAUGGAAAAUGCUGCCAAUCCAUUCAAGCUUUUGGCUAUGCUAAACUCCCAGCAAUGGGCAUUUCUGGCUGUCUCCUUCCUUGCCUGGUCGUGGGACUCGUUCGACUUUUUCACCGUAUCCCUAACUGUUUCAGAUCUAGCUAAGACCUUUGAUAAGUCUACAACCGAUAUUACUUGGGGUAUCACUUUGGUACUGAUGCUUCGAUCUGUCGGAUCAAUUUUAUUCGGUCUUGCCGCAGAUAGAUAUGGACGAAAAUGGCCAUUCAUUCUCAACCUUUUCCUUUUUAUCGUUCUAGAGCUUGGCACAGGCUUUUGUCAAACUUACAAGCAGUUUCUGGCAGUUCGGGCUCUGUUUGGAAUUGCUAUGGGUGGCAUGUAUGGAAAUGCGGCGGUCACGGCACUUGAGGACUGCCCAUAUGCGGCCCGGGGCCUUGUGUCGGGAUUAAUGCAACAGGGGUAUGCAUUUGGGUAUCUCCUCGCAACAGCUUUUGCACGGGCACUGGUCAAUACCACGAGUCAUGGCUGGCGCCCCUAUUUCUGGUUUGCUGCUUGCCCUCCAGCUCUCAUCAUUCUAUUCCGUCUUUGUCUCCCAGAAACAAAAGCGUUUCGAGAUCGCCAGGCUGCGCGUGAAGAACAAGGAAGUCUCGCUAUAGCUUUCGUUUCUGAAGGAAAGCUUGCUCUGAAGCAUCACUGGCUCUUACUUGUCUACCUCGUCCUGCUAACCACUGGGUUCAAUUUCAUGUCCCACGGGUCUCAAGACCUCUACCCGACAAUGCUAAACAACGAGUCCAAUUUCUCUUCCGAUGCGAUCACAGUAACCCAGGUUGUUGCCAACUUAGGCGCAAUGGCAGGUGGCACGACAGUGGGCUACUGCUCGCAGAUCUUUGGACGACGAUUCAGCAUGAUGGUCGUCUGCAUCAUCGGCGGGGCACUGCUAUACCCCUAUACCUUCGUCCGAAACGAAGCCGUUACUGCAGUGGCAUUCUUCAUGCAAUUUUGUAUCCAGGGAGCCUGGAGUGUUAUUCCUAUCCAUGUCAUGGAGCUAUCGCCUGGUUCAUUCCACACUUUUAUGAUUGGUUGUGCAUAUCAGUUCGGCAACCUCGCCUCCUCUGCAUCUUCAACCAUUGAAGCUAUGCUUGGUGAACGAUACCCGCUUGCACCAUUGACCCAGGCUGAUGGCACUGUCGUAAAGCGGUACGACUACGGAAAAGUCAUCUGUAUCUUUAUGGGUGCUGUUUAUGUCUACAAUAUUCUUCUUAUAUUAAUUGGACCAGAAAAGCGAGGUCAUCACACGAGCAUUGAGCAUGAUUCAGAGAUGACUCAGGCGAUUUAA